This is a messenger RNA of Girardinichthys multiradiatus, 3151 nucleotides long. It is a transcript of the gene cdhr5a, whose product is annotated as cadherin-related family member 5a. Gene Ontology annotation, biological process: homophilic cell-cell adhesion; multicellular organism development; calcium-dependent cell-cell adhesion. Bases 153 to 2264 code for a protein of 703 amino acids. Gene Ontology annotation, molecular function: calcium ion binding; cadherin binding. NCBI's taxonomy places the organism in Eukaryota, Metazoa, Chordata, Actinopteri, Cyprinodontiformes, Goodeidae. Gene Ontology annotation, cellular component: catenin complex; adherens junction; membrane. The record is from RefSeq and is a predicted model, not a curated record. The transcript is spliced from 14 exons.
GCCCUAAGAUGAAGUCACAAACAUCGCGACUGUAGUCAACUCCCACUCUCUGGGCAGCACAGACGGGGCAUUAUGUGGCGGAGUACCAGCUGGUACCAUGGGCUCCUCAUCAUCCAUCAGACUUCAUUCGCUGCUGCCUCUAGAAGCAGGACAUGGAACUGAAACCCAAGAACCAACCUGUGGAUGUUCUGCUCGGAUGCAUCGUUGCCUUCUGCUUUUCUACUCUUUGUUGGGCUCAGAGACUCUGCACGGUGCCUCCCGGCCCAGUGAUGAUCCCUGAAAACAACACGGCCGACAUCCAGGUGGUAAAAAUCACCUCGAACAGCGAUGUGACUCUGAGCGUGUCAGUGAACCCAGAAGAUCUGUUUUACAUGAAGGGGAACAUCCUGAUGGUGAAGAAAGGCCUGGAUUAUGAGUCACUGUCCAGUCCAACUCUGCUGGUUUGGGUGAAGUGCAGCAAAGCUGGUUCCAGAUCUGUAAACGAGUCUGUGGAGGUUCUGGUGGAAAAUGUGAACGAUAAUCCUCCGAACUUUGCACAGAACCACUACGUGCUGGACGUGAAUGAGCUCACUCCUGUGAACUUAAGCGUCGGACUGAUAGAAGCGACGGAUGUUGAUUCAGAGCCGCUUUAUUAUCGCUUAGAGUCGGCAACUGAGAAAUAUUUCCGUCUGGAGAACAUCAACACUCCAAAGAUCCUUGUUAGAAGCAUCCUGGACUAUGAUGUUGUGCAGAAGAUCUCUCUGGUGUUACACGUGCAGGACACGUUCAAUGGUUCGGCCUCCAACGAGCCGUUCUUCACCUCUGUGGCCAUGAUAACGGUGCAGGUGAAGGAUGUGGACAACCGGCCCCCGUGGUUCCAGCCGUGUCUCAGGACGACCUUAGGAAUCGCCAAACUUUGCGUGAGCAGCGGCUACAGAGGCAAGGUCAACCUCACCGAGAAGGAGGAAGGCCCGUUGGUGCUGGAGCCUGGACCGGUGUUUGCCAGGGAUGGAGACAGGAACCGCAGUGAAACGAUCAGCUACAGAAUAUUACGAGGAAAUGAAGGGAACAUAUUCCAAAUUGAUGAAGACACGGGGAACAUUACAAUGACCAAAGCUGCAGAUAUCGCUGGCCCAAUCAUUCUGACAGUCCUGGGAUCGCAGGUGACCAACAGGGAUCAGUUUGCAGUGACACAGGUGACCGUUGAGGUGAUGAAGAAGAGCCGGAACCCCCCCCGCUUUGAGAAAGAACGAUAUGAAGGAUUUAUCUACAGCAACUCCGUCCCCGAGAGCAUGAUCCUCCGAGACCGGAGCACCAACCGACCGUUCAGGGUCCGAGCCCGAGACGAGGACUUCGCAAGUAGUGUGAACCCAGAUAUGAAGUAUGAGGUUCAGUACAGCAGCUACGUCAACGUAACCCCCGAUGGCUUUGUGAUCCUGAAGAGAGUGGUAAAGACAGAGUCUUUCGCCCUUCAGCUCCGAGCCGUGGAUUCAAUCACAGGAGAGUUUGGGACUGCAGCGCUCUCUGUUCAGGUCAUACCUGCCGUGGCCAUCCCCUCCCCUUCCAACAUCGGCUAUCGGCCGGGUGACAUGGCGCUGCUCGGUCUGAUCAUGGCGGCUCUUCUGGUUCUCUCCCUCAUCGUGAUUGGCUUCUUGAUUUCCCGCUUGUGGAAGGAAAACACGAGUCUCAAGAAGAUUUGUGAGUGCCUGGGGCCCUGUCUGUGGUCCAACCAGCCUCAGAGCGGCCACCGGGAUUCCCUGCAGUUCACUAACGACGGCUUCCAGAACGAGAGCGACCCAAGCCGAGGAGGCGGGAAGCGCUGGAACAACGUCAUCCUCAGGCGCAGCACUUUCCCCCAGCCCAGGAGCCGCAUCAUCCCCCUGGAGAGGCGGAGCCGCCACUGCUCCACCUGUGGCGUCUACAGUAACCAUGUCACAAAGGGGUCCCCGUUGGCGUGGAGAAGCAGGGGGGACGUGGACGAGUACGGCAUGAGGUCGAUCCUGUCCAAGCAGCGCAGGAAGGAGGGCCAGAAGACAGUGUGGUUCAAGGAGAGCGAGGACUCCUCGGACAUCGAGGUGGAGAUUAUCCCCGACACUGUAGGCCGGGUGGAGGAGGAGACUGAGGAGGAGCUGGAGGUAGAGAUGGAGGGGGUCAUCAGGGACCCUGCCGCUCCUCUGAGAGAUCCAGAAGGAGAGCAGGAGAACCAGAGUGACGAGCAGAGCCAGCAGCCAGAUCCUGGAGAUACAACGAGCUCAGAGAAGGGAGAGCAGGAGGAGGAGCGCUGAGGUCAGAGGUCAGACUGAGCUAAAUGCUCCUGGUUACAUGAUUACUGUGAAGAAACUCAUUCGGCGGUCCAGGACAGCAUUCCCAAGAUCCCUGAGCUUCUUCCAAGCAGGGAUCCACAGAUCAGGAAGUUUUUAUCUGCUGCUGUGAGCAUCCUGAAACCCAAUGUCACCGAUCAGGACCAUAAACGCUCAAUACUGAGAGUCGGCCCGGUGACAACUCCACUUCAGAGUUCUGGUUAACACAACUGCAUUCACUAAGAUAACCUCUGACAUCUCCACAGGUGUGAGGCCCUUUUUAAAGCUACAGUGCACAAAGUUUGGAGACUAUUUUUGUUAAAAAAAAAAAAGGAGCUGGAGUUUUUAUUUAGUCUGGAGAGCAGCUCAGGUUCAAAACAUACUGAACUAAACUUUUUGUUAACAGUCUGUAAAUUUAUCUUGGUGUUUUAACAGGAACUUAUGAUGCUUUUAAAUCCAUCCUUUCCACCUAAAAUCAUCCAGCUGUGGUCUAUAUAAAGUGGAACCUCAAUGCUUUAGUCUGAACUCCUUGUUCUUGUAGCUCCUCAGGCUCCUCUUUGACCUGUUCUAAGGAACGUCUGAGAGCAACUCGUUUUGGUGCCGUCUCUUUAAAUGCUGCUGAGGCCCUUCACACCCCGCCCACCUCCAGGUCAAAGAGCAUUUUUGUAGUUUGAUAACAGAGAUAUAAUUAUGUAGAGGCCCAGAAACAAGACUAAGAUGUCACAAUAAAAACUGUUUAUGUUGUAUUAUUAAAACCUGCAGUCUGACUCUGUCCUCCUGGAGCUAAAAGCAGCACCAAGACCCGAUGCUGCUGCUAUCAGAACCACGGCCAGGACGUCACAUCCACACAAUAAAUUCAUGUCUAAAAUAAA